AUGUCAGGCUGUCCCCCUAGCGGACAGUUCAAAGAAGAAUGUGCAGCCUCGAAAUGCACGAGCUUUGCCUGUCGUUUAGCUAUCGAAAUUUCGAUAUUGUUAGAUUCGCGGAAGUGUCCCAACUCAACAUUUGCUGGAAAAUAUCUUUAUUUAUUCCAGGGAAGGUCACUUCAGAAGGUGGAAAAUAAAGAAGUGUCCGUCGAAACCUCAGCUGCCCUCAUGACGUCCGACCGGGGAAACAGCGGGGGAGCUGAGUUACCACAACUGAACACACCGGUCACACCCAAAAGUCCAGGUCCCGGCCUCAACCCCAAUGCCAACGUCUUCCUGAGCAGUAAGUCACCUGCCUCACCAGACUCCACGACGCAAUGGGAAAGUCCGGGAUCAGACACAACCUACCAGGGUCAGCCCAAUGGGGAUGUGAAGCUAGAGCAGCCUUCUGUGGUGGGUGUGGGCAGCGGCAGUGGCAGCACAAGCAGCACAGGCAGCGGGCCCACCUUCCCCACAGCAGACUCGCCCGUCUCAGUCACAGACUACACAGCCACUGCAAAUUUCAAUGACAACCAGAAUGCUCUCACCAAUGACAACGCAUCUGUUGCAUCCACUGAGGAUGGCAACAUGCCGCUUGAGGGUUCCAUCCCAGAAGAUCAGCUCCGACAACUUUUGCAGACUCAGCUUGAGUACUAUUUCUCUAGAGAAAACCUUGUCCACGACACAUACCUACAGUCCCAAAUGGACCCGGAUCAGUAUGUGGCCAUUGCCACUGUGGCAAACUUCAAUCAGGUUCAGAAGCUCACCAACAACCUCCAGCUCAUCGUAGACGUCCUCCGCAGGUCUCCUUCAGUGCAGGUAGAUGAGAAGGGGGAGAAAGUUCGACCAAACCACAGUAGAUGUGUGGUCAUCUUGAGGGAGAUUCCAGAUACCACACCCGUAGAAGAGGUACAGCAGCUCUUCAAAGGAGAAAACUGUCCACCAUUUGUCAGCUGUGAAUUCGCUCACAACAACAGCUGGUAUGUGACGUUUGAAUCUGAUGAGGAUGCUCAACGUGCCUACCAGUUCCUGCGAGAGGAAGUACGCACCUUUCUAGACAGACCUAUCAUGGCAAGGAUAAAAGCCAAGCCAUUGAUACGAUCGACUUUUGUGCCGCGGAAUGGCAUGAAAGUGCCCUUCCAAGGAACUGCAGAGCAGCCGACGUACCCAAUCCCCCAGCCCCAGCAGCAACAGCCACAGCAACAGCAGGCACAACAGCAACCGUACAGAAUGGUGCAGCCUACCUCCGUGCAAUACAUUGGUAAUGGACAGCAGCCUUUUCCUUUCUACCCUCUGAGCCCCACGAUGUUUCAAAUGAACGGUUACCAGGCCACAAGUAUAAAACCCACAGCGUCCACAAACAGACAUAUCUUCCAAAGCAAUGCAAGAACCAACAGCAGAAAUAUGAAAACACAUCGGUCAUCGGUACAGGAACGGAACAACUCGGAUGGCCGAAUGACGAAUGAGCGCCACCCAGUGUCUGCCCCUCGAACGAGUCCCCGUAACCUUGACAGUGCCCAGAUCUCAAGCUUUACACGUCGUGGAGAUAUGGGAGGCAGUUCUCAUAUGGUCAACGCCUCAGUCCAGCCACAUGGAGUGGAUGCCAAUGCAAACCUUACUCAAAAUAAUAAAUCUGACAUGGUCCCUCAAAGAAAAAGUUAUAAAAGAGGAAGAAGGGGUGAAGAGGGUGCUAAGAAUUCUCGGCAAAAUCCUUCCAUGCCUGGUCGAGAUGGGCGCCUUGAGCCCCAGUUUGAGUUAGAGUCUACGUCAUUCCCGCCUUUACCAGGCUCUCUAAACAAUGCUGCAUCUAGUGAAAAUUAUGAAAGCAAGUUGUCUGAUGUUGUAAAGGGCACAGCUCGACUUCAAGUUCGCGAACCUAGUACAACAAAAUCAGUUCAACAGCCACAGUCAACAGCACCUCCAUCCUCCCAGCACACUGCCUCCAGGGUUGCAUCCCCUCCACCACAACCUGUAGCCUCGCCGCCGUCCCCCACUGUUGUUCCACCACCCCCAGCCCCAGUUGUAGCUCCUAUCACACCUGCUGUCAAGGAAGUGCUGGAACCAACAGCAGUCCCGGUUACAACAGCAACAGCAACAGUUGCAGUUACAGCGGAACCUGUUUACCAGCAAAAAUCAAGUAAAGCUGCAAGUACAGCAGAAACCAAACCUGCUCCCGAGCCAACAGUCACCAAACAGGCCUCUGUUGUUGUCUCUAGCCAAUCAAAACCUACAACAUCUAGUGUAUCCGUUCUCUUGCAGGAGGACAAACCCAAUCUGCCUCCAGGAGUGAAACUGAGCUACGCCCAGAUGGUACAGCGGAAACGGGACACAGAUGGCAACGGUGGAGAGAAGACGAAAGAGGACAACAACACCUCCCCUCAACAGUCCCCACCCCCAGUUGCAACUGCAGUCACAAGUGCCAAGAACGGCCAAACAUUGCGCGAGCAAACACAAACUGUUAAAGUGGCCUCGGCAUCUGCCCGACAGCCACAGAUGAAAGAUAAUGUGAGAAAGGACUUUGAGCCCAAGGAGCAGAGGCCACAGCGGAGAGCAAAGGAAAACCGAGAAAGGCGGGAUCGGCGGCGAGACCGCAGUGAGAGGGACAUUAAAGUGGCAGCCAAAUGAUAACAUGCAACACUAGUCUUAAAACUAACUUGGCAAUUGUCAUCAUGGGGAGCUAGCCACUCUGUGGUGUAUAGUGGAAAUAAGUAUUGAUGGAUUUGUGUUUAUGGGAGGGGUUCUUCAUCAUUGAUACUAUCAUCGGCGGUACCAGUGCAAGGAGUUGCAAGUAUUCAUGAUAGCAUUGAUCUUUCAUGGCUUCAAGUUUGUGAUGUUUAUUAGGCAGUGGUUGACUUGUCUCUUGCCCCAGUGGUUGGUGUCAUCCAAGCACUUGCAAGCACUCUGCCAAGUGGUUGCACUUCAGGUGAGAUUGGCAAUACAGCUGACACUGCUGGGUUGAGGAGAAGGAAGCUAGGGCAACCAAGGGCAACCUGGGGCAACCCCUCCCUGGAUGGUGCAUUGGAAACAUGGUGACAGCAACUAAGGAGGAACAGAUAUUAUGCAAAGUAGCCAAAGAUGGUUAUUUACACCAAUAGGUUUCCUGAGUCAAGAUGCAACUGUAUUGAUGUGAUUUGGACAAGUUGGAUUUGAAACCAGGCAAUUGUACAGUAAAUACUGCCUCUUGGAUCCCUUGCAGGUGAUUGCAAGGACCUUGAUUAAUGGACAAAUAGGUUGCCUUGACAACCUGGAUUGAAUUCAAUUCAAGAAUGUGAAGGAGAACAGGUGUUGGGAGUGAUCAACACAAGAUGGAAUGAAAUUCUGGCUUAUCUCAAUUGAAAAUUGAGUGCAAUGGGAAAAGACUUCUAUUUUGGAGAGAAAAAACCAAAUUAUUUACUAAUUUAAGUUUGCAUUUUAUUUCUUUUGUUUUGAUGAACGGUCAGGGUUUGACUGAAUGUUAUGUUUUCACCACAGGAGUGGUGUUCUUUGUUGGACAGAACUUGCCGACGUCUCAAUUCCUCGACACCAUGGGAUGGACCGAAUGAAGCUCUUAAUGGGAUUGUUGGAUAAAUUGCAAUCAGUAAUAGUGUCAGUAGUUGAUAGAGCCUCAGUCUGUUAAUUCUUCUCAUUUGGUUAAUCAUCUACCUUUAAGUUCAUAGGACCAAUCAUUAUGAGCACUUAGGAUUUUCGUUUCGUUUUCACAGCUGUGUUUCGAAGAUUGCCUGUUUUUCUUUUAAAAGUGAGGGUUGCAUUUUGACCUUUGUUGCAAGAGGCAGUGGACCUAGCAGAAACAGUUUUAUAUGUGAUGUGUAGUGUGUUGAAAUGAAAGUUGAGCUGUUGAGGGUGUGUCACUGUGUGUUGGUGUUCAUUUGUGUGUCUGUGCAGGAUGUAAAACCAUACCAAGAAAUUGUCCUAUUCUGCAUUGUGAUAUUCAAGCAUGUUAUCAAUUUUUAAAUAGGCUGCAGAUGAUUAUGCAUUUAUCUGGUCCAACCAUUUAGUUUUAUGCUCCAUAUUGAAUUUUUUUUAGAUGGUUUUGUUAACAUUCAGUCAACUUCAAGCAUAUUGCAAGUACAAAUUUACACAAAGGAUGUUCUUGAAACUGUUAAAUCUCAGUGCUAGUGAAAGUCAAAUGUAUUUUUGACUUCACAUGGAAGUUACACCAAAUGACAUUCAGUUUCUUCUAACCAUCAAUAACCUGUUACUUUGAAUGAACCUGUACAGUUCCUUGAAUUGUGGUUUAUGAAGUGGGUCCCUGUCAAGACACCGUUGUCAUCUCAUGUACAUGUAUCAUGCGUAUCACCAGUGUGUUAGUGUGCCCAUUAGAGUAGUCCUCCGAUUCAUAGACUUCAUAGGGGAAGCUGAUCAUCAUAAACUGUCACUAUCAAUUAAAAAAAAAGACAAAAAAAAAAAAAAACGGAAAAAGGAUGAAAAAAAUAUUUUCCAUUUUUAAUUGUAUCUCUCAUAUGAAAUCCAUCAUAUUUUUAACCACUUUGUGUUGUAGAUACUCCAGAAAAUGUAUUUAAGAGACUCAUCUGUAUGUACACAUUCACAGGUGUCUUGGCAGUAUCACUCUCCAUAAACUUGGUACUAUUUCUCAUGGAGUAAAUUUUUAGUGAUUGAGAAUUUAAACCCAUGACCUAUGUUUAGUACAUCCGACAGCUGCCUGUGGAGUAUAAGGGAAAUGGUGGCCCAGAUGGAUGAAUGGAUGUGUGUGUGUGUGUGUGUGUGUGUGUGUGUGAGUAUUGUCGUAAUAUUUCUGUAUAAAUGGCCAGCUUGUUAAGGUGAUUGGGGAUUACCAUGCUGUAAAGUGCUUGCAUAACAGUUACAUCAGACCACAUCAGUACAGGGUCAUUCUUCCAACUCUUACAAGAUUGAAGAUCAUUGAUUGUGUUGUGGUGAAAAGUUAAUGGAAGAUUUCCCGAAUAAUAUUAACCUUCUUUCCACCAGACUAGCCAUCUAGUGAAAUCAGAUGGAGAUAUUUGAUGGUGAGAGGGUUAAUAUACUUCAAAUGUGUGUCGUUGAUAAUAAUGAAUGGAUUUACAAUCAGUGAUGGGAGCAUGUUUUGUUUUGGGCUUUAUAUCAACAUUGGUUUAGUAUUGUGACUUACAUGUUUUCUGUUGCCUGUUUUGAUUCAUAUUUGAACAGGUUGGUUACCAUGGUUACCACAAAUUCAAAGACACAUCCCAAAGGUGCUAAGAUGAAAGUGCAUGUCGCCAUGUCACAGAUUGAUGGCCGGGCUUCAUCCUUCAAACGUGAUGGCUUGAGAUUUCGUAUUCCAUAACAUUUGUUGAAUCAUUUCAUAAAUUCAGGCGCGCAAGGGAUCUCUUGUGAAUCAUUAUUGUGAUAUAUAUAAAUACAUAUAUUAUAUUAUAUAUAACUAGGUAUUUCUGGAUAUCUGUAUGUCGCUUGUCUCCCUGACUGUGCAUGAGCUUGGUGUGUAUGGUGUACAGAAUGUGGAGCCCCCUACUACUUCCAUACCUUCAUUCAAACUCGGCAGAUUCAGGAAAAGUUAAAAACCUCAAGUUUUGUGCUUUGUGGCUCACAUAUAAAACUUUUCCCUUGUCUGUUCCCAUGGAAACCUGUCCAGUGGCGUCCUCAUAAUCAUGUACAUAAUAUACCGGGAGGGAAAGGUGAAAAUGUGUAUAUGUUCAAGUGUAAAUAUAUAUAAAUAUAUAUAAUGAAGAAACUGUUGAACUGAAUGUAGCUAGUUGAUUGUGAAUGUUUUAGCAUUUAAUAUAGUUGUUGCUACUACUGUUAGUUAUGAGGAUUCUGUUUCCAAUAGCCAAGUGGUAGGCACUGCAUCUCUGGUAGAUUGUGUGUGUGCAGCAAUGCCUGCCACAUUCUCCUACCCAUAGAAACACCACUUAGGCUGGGGAUGACAAACCACAAAUGAGCAAAGCAGGAAUCAUUGUUUACAAUUCAUGCUGAAAAGCUGUUAGCAACUUAACAAUUUUGACUUGAAUCAAGUUUCCAAAGUUCUGUGAAUACUCUGUUUAUGAGGAUUGUGUUUUUGGUAAAUGAACUUGUCAAUCAGGUGGACUCAAUUGCAGAAAAUGUUGAUCCUUCAGCUGUGCAUAGGUAGUGGAAGUAGCUUUGCUGUGAUGUGAGUUUGCACCCAGUCUAGGAGAUGGCCUGUCUCUCGUAAUCAGAUGCCACACUCGCAAGAAACCAAACAUUCAGAGAUUAUUUUCUUUACUUUUGAUAUUCAUACAAUGGUCAGAGAUCAUCACUGAUGCUAGUUUCUGCUAGGUUUUCAAGUAUGUAUGAUUAAUUUAUUAAUUUGAUCAGUGUUAGGCCCUAUGUUUGGUGAGGCCCAGUAAUUCCCCCCAGUAAGUUAAUUGAUUGUACAUACUGGCUUUCUAGUUGUUUGAUCCACAAGGAUUGUACUGUUUGAAUGUUGAUGUUAUUUGAUGAUUAAUGGCUUGUAUGGUUCUGCUUCUGACUGGCUGAACAUGACUACUGACAGGCAUUGUAAUUGGGCACCAGAGUAACGUUUGCUUUUUAAUUUUUUGUUACUUUUUAUUUCUAUUGGUGGGAAGCUGUUAAUGUCGAUUUGCAUGUGCUCAACUAAGUCCUUCCUCUAAAAUACACACAAAAUAAGGAAUAAGUGUAAAAAUUGGUUCGCAUGUUCACGUAAGAUUGACUAUUUUCCUGUGUUUGAUUUCUCCAGUAGGCAGACUGCCAAUAGGGGCCUGUAUUCAGAAGGCUUAUUGUGUACAUAAUGACAUGUAUGGUAAAACUAUAUAUUAUAUACUACAAAUUGAUUUCAGAGAAUUGACUGAGUUCUAAAGAUGCAACACUUAUUCCAGUCAUCACAAUGUGCAUGCACCGUGUGAGGAAACAGGGUGUGGGAGAGGAAUCGGUGUACAACAUUGGAUGUCACAUUGAUACUUUGUCUGUCAUCAAUCAUGGACUUUUUUUUUUGCCUGACUCUGCAAUCAACAGAUUGAAAACUGAAUAUUUUGGGUGUUUAUUAUGAAUGGGUUUAACUUGUUUCUAUCCCUGUUCCUGAACAUUUCCAGCAUUAGGAAAUAAACUUUCUGCCAGAGGGUUCUGAUUCUGCAUGGUAGAAUUUGGAGUCUUGGUGUGCUGGAGUGAUCUUACGAGUGUUGCUAUGGUUAGUUGGUCGGCAGGUGACUCAGAACUCUCUCUUAGCCUAAAGCUUCAAAACAAGCACCAUGUAUUGGACUAGCAUAUUGUGUACAUAAAACAAAGUGUGGCUGUUUCCAUGUAAACCAUUAUCAGUGUUGUGAGGUUGAUGAAUGUGCAUCAGUGCAUCUGCCAUUCAGCCACUUGGUUCAAUUUAGGCUGCACAUAUCGUUGAGAGGGACACCAUUAAUGACUGGACCCAACAUUUAGACCUGCUCAUGCUUUCUCUAAGUUGCCAUACAUUCGAUUCACAUCUCCCAAGGUAUUUCAUUUCAACAUUGUAAAUCAUGCAAGACAAGUGUCUUCAGCGUAUAUGCACCAUUGUCGCUAUUUAUUGCACAUGUUGUGUCAUCUUGUCAUAGAGAGUUGAUCCUGUUGUGUUCUUUAAUAACUGUGCCUCAACUACACCAUUGCAAAAUGAACCUCUUGCCAGGUCCCCACAAGUAUUACCGGUACAUUAAUGUUACAGCACCAUUCAUACUGCGGUCUUGAUUUCAUUUGUGCUUGUUUUGAAGCUUUGAAUCAUACGUUACCUUACUGGACUGCUCAGAUACUAGAAGAGACUGCAGCUACAUCUGACGUUAAACCAUUGAAAUCAUCAUAAAACCAAAGAUGGACGUUUACCUUGUGUGUAUUGGGUGUAGUUUCACAUUGAAAUGUGGUUGGCAUACGAGUAAUUGCUCUGUAUUGCCAGCAGGUUUAUUCUAUUUCGGAUACAAUCUUCUGAACUAUAAUUGGUAAAGGUGGAUGUACUUGUGGUAAUUGUGAUUUUGAAUUGAGUUAAAAUGAGUACUUUCUUAGUUUUAAUCCAGAUACAAAAUGUUCAAUAUGUUAUCCUAAACCAGUGGAAGGGUUGUCUUAUGGUUUGUUAUCAUAAAUUGCAUAAUCUGCACCUACACCAUUGACAAUGAACCUACAGAAACCUGCUUGCUUCCUGUUGAUUACAUCUACUUAAUGUGGGAUUGGUAGAGAUGGAAAACUUUGGGAUUGAUUCAUUUGUGUCACAUUUCACCAAAAGGUUUCUACAGGCUGGAGACUAAUCAAGGGGAGGCAACUGUUCCACUGGUUUGUGAUGGCAAGGAUACUUUAACCCCAGUGGCAUUAAUAACUGUCCCCCUCCUCCUCUCUGCUCUAUCUCUCUAUCUCUCCUGCAGUCUGAUUUGUUAAUUUAUUACCACAUGAUUGGAAUAUAGAGGAAGAAGAAUAAAGCUCUAUCUUUGUCA
Haliotis rubra (blacklip abalone) is the source of this 8399-nucleotide messenger RNA. Its product is annotated as la-related protein 4-like. The record is from RefSeq and is a predicted model, not a curated record. Gene Ontology annotation, molecular function: mRNA 3'-UTR binding. NCBI's taxonomy places the organism in Eukaryota, Metazoa, Mollusca, Gastropoda, Lepetellida, Haliotidae. Bases 1 to 2655 code for a protein of 884 amino acids. Gene Ontology annotation, cellular component: cytosol; cytoplasmic stress granule. The transcript has 18 exons. Gene Ontology annotation, biological process: positive regulation of translation.